This is a messenger RNA of Closterium sp. NIES-67, 2638 nucleotides long. Lineage: Eukaryota; Viridiplantae; Streptophyta; Zygnematophyceae; Desmidiales; Closteriaceae. The record is from the annotation of a GenBank genome assembly.
GAGUAUCCCACGUACAAACUCCUCAGUGGCCACCCCCCUCGAGUAUUCUACGUACUGCGCCUAAUCCACUGGAACCUUUCGUACGUCCCUCACGUCACAUGCCAUUUCUUCUCGUUCCAAUCUGAUCCUCGCGAUAGCGGUCAGCAAAGCCCGUCGCCUUCCUCGAAACCGCCAGCUGUAGCCUCGCCGACAACCACCGCCCCCAUCCGCCCCUCGUUCCGCCCCGCCUGCUCCGCCUCCCCGUUUCUCCGCCUCUCCGCUCUUCGCCGCUCCGCCAUGGUGGUGCGCGAGACGCCGCCACUGGAGCAGGUGCGGCGGCUGGGCGCGGAGCUGCUGGCGUCGCGGCAGCACGUCAACAACGCCGUGGCGCUGCUGCGACUCGCGGCGCACCGCGAGGCGGCGGUGGCGUCGGAGGCGGUGAGCGUGCUGCAGACGUUCUUCGCGCACCUGCUGCGCUCCGACGAGCUCGUUCUGCACCCCACCCCCGGCCAGCACGCAGCCAAGCGUGGCAGCGGGGCGAGCGGGGAGGAGGGGGAGGAGCGGGCGGCGGAGGAGGUGUACGCGCGGUGGGUGCGGGCGCGGUACGGCGAGUACACGGGCGCGCUCAAGAGCAGACUGAGGGACGCGGAGAGCAGCGAGGCCAGCAAGCGCAUAGCGGUGGAGCAUUUGAUGGAGCUGGCACGGCUGGAGAAGAAGGGAACCAUCGCUGGCGCCACCAUCAACAAAAUACUCAUCCCCCUUGUGGAGGGCGAGGCGUUGGAUGCUUCAGUGCUCACCAAGCUCGCCUCCUUCUUCACCUAUGCUGACGUCAGGCGGCAUGUGUACAGUGCGGUGGAGCAGCUGUGCGCCUCCAUGCCUGCUGCUCCCGGCAACGCCGCCGCCGCUGCUGCUGCUGCUGCUGCUGCUGGUGAUGAUGAUGGUGAUGGUGAUGCAGGCGCUGCCAAGCGAGAUGCCAUGUGUCUCAACAUUUUGGAUGUGCUGCUAGCCAUGCCCAUGCCGCCCUCCCCCAAGCCGGGCGGCAAGCGGCUGCUGGCGAUGGUGGGGCAGGGCGAGCAGGGCGAGGAGGACCCGCUGCUGGCCAACUGGGCGCUGCCUCGGGCCCCCACCACAGCAGGACGCGCAGCAGGGGCGGAGCAGCGCAGUGAAGGCGGCAAGCAGAGCAUCGGAGGCAAGCGAGCGAGACAGGCACAGCAGCAGGGCAGCAGGAAGCGGGCGGCAGGUAGCAGAAGGGAGGAGGAAAGGGAGGACGCAAGGGAACAGGGGGGGGCGGAGGGGGAGGAGAGGCGGGCGGCGGUGGUAGGGAAGGAGCGCAGGGCGCUGGGCGGGGCGUGGCUGGGGCUGCUGGCGCUGCCGCUGCCGCGUGACGCCUUCAGGAAGGUGGUGGGUGGCUUGCACACGCUCAUCCCGCAUCUGCCCAACCCGCUGCUGCUCAGUGACUUCCUGACGGCGUGCUACAGCCAGGGCGGCGCGUGUGCGGUGGCAGCGCUGGCGGCGCUGUUUGAGCUCAUGACGGAGCACCGCCUGGAGUACCCGCACUUCUACCCGCGCCUCUACUGCAUGCUCGAUGCGGGCAUGUUCCGCGCCACUCACCGCGCCAAGUUCUUUGAGCUGUUGGACCGCUGUCUGGCGUCGCCUCUCCUCCCUGCCUACAUGGCGGCGGCGUUCACAAAGCGCCUCUUCCGCCUGUCCCUGAGCGCGCCGCCCUCCGGCGCGAUCGUGGUGGUGGCGCUGGCCCACAACCUGCUGCGCCGCCACCCCGUCAUCAACACCCUCGUGCACCGCACCGCGCCCCCAGAGGCAUUCCAUGAUAGCAGCAGUGAGGAUGAGGGCGAAGAGGAAGAGAUGCACGGCGGGGAGAGAGGGAAGGCAGGGGAGGAGGGAGAGACGGGACAAGGGGAGAAGGCAGGGGAUGGCAAAGGCGAGGAGAGCAACGAUGGAAGAAAAGAGGGCUCUGCUGGGGAGGAGGGAGACGGGAGAAGAGAUAGGCAGGGCGAAGGGGGAGGGGAGAGGGGAGAUGCGGCGCAAGGGGCCGGGGUGGAGGGGAGCAGAGGAGGGUGGCGGGGAGGGAGGGAUCCGUUUGAUGAGGACGCGGCUGACCUCAUGGCAGCUCGCGCUCUUGACAGCAGCGUGUGGGAGAUCGAGGCCCUCCAGCGCCACUACUGCCCUGCUGUCUCGCGGUUUGUGGCGUCGCUGGAGAAGGACCUGUCGGAGCGCAGCAGCACGGUGGAGGUGAACGUGGGGGACUUCUCCCACACCUCCUACGGCACCAUCAUGGCUGAUGAAUUGGGUCGGCGGGUGAAGGCGGUGCCACUGGCCUUCUUUGAGCACACGCCCACCACUCUCUUCCCCGUUUCAUCGCCUUCAUCCAGUGGGCCUACCGCUCUAUUGCAAUCCAGUAGCUUCCCAGGGUGGAAGCUCUUUUAAGUGACAUUUUCCAUAUGCUACAAUUUGUUUCUGAAGAUAUUACCAUUUUUUUACGUAUGGCGUGUGCAAUGGUCAUGCUAUUGGCAUGUGUUGUUUGCAGCACACGUCAAAUAUUCAGCCUCAUCCCAAAUCUGAACCAGUGCAUACGUAGUUGGGUAGGAGAUCCAGGUUUAACGAACUCAGAUGUUGGAUUAUGUAGAGGUUGAGAGUUACA